Sycon ciliatum is the source of this 5141-nucleotide messenger RNA. RefSeq lists its product as uncharacterized. The record is from RefSeq and is a predicted model, not a curated record. Gene Ontology annotation, cellular component: cytosol. The transcript has 6 exons. Lineage: Eukaryota; Metazoa; Porifera; Calcarea; Leucosolenida; Sycettidae. Bases 349 to 3891 code for a protein of 1180 amino acids. Gene Ontology annotation, biological process: regulation of cell size; Rho protein signal transduction; regulation of axonogenesis. Gene Ontology annotation, molecular function: GTPase activator activity.
AAUAUUGGUACAUGUACUACAUGUAGUAGUGCAUUUCUGUUUCGAGGAGGAUCAGUCAAACGAAGAAAGAGCUAGCUGGAGGCCGGCCUGUGUACUAGUGUAGUUUUGGAGACCACUACUUGCGUCAUUCCUUGCUAGUUUCUUGUCUCCGAUGGUUCUGAGUUCUGGUAGACCGCAUGCGUUCCGAAGUUCCUGUGUUGGGUUCCCUUGUGCGGGAUUGUUCAGCACACUGCAAAGUACGUCGCAUCCUUUGCUGCGUCGCUGCACUCGUGUCACGGCUCAGCUGCGCGGCUUCAUCGCCAACGCAGUUCUCGUUCGAAGUCCAGGGUUCCACGGCCUGACGCAAACAUGAACGGGCCAUUUCAGAAACUCGCAUCGUCGAUAUCGGUUCCAGAAGUGCUCAUCGAGGAAUGCAUUUUGGAAGGAAAGGGACGAGAGGAGGAAUUCUUCGUCACUCAGCAAGCAUUUCAGGACUCUAUUCCCAUAAUGCGUGGCGGUGGUGCCGGUGCGGAGGAGAGUGUUCUUGCGGACAGAGGCAUGUCGGGCCAAGGCGGUGCAGGUGUUGACUGGCAAACGACGCUACCGGUGGACACGGCACACACGUGUGUUUCCGUAAUGGGUGUGUGCAGUUUCAACCUACCUCGUAGCGAUGGGACGCCAGCAAAGGGAGUGGGGAAGUCUUGCCUGUCCAGUCGCUUCGUGCAUCCAGCUCAUGACGAGUACUGGACUAUCACGGAAGACCACCAGUCAAUCGUCAGCGAACAAGAGUUUCAGGAGACUGAGCACUGUGGAAAGCAUUCCAUAUACUACGGUAGCGUGGUGAAGAAAGUACCUCCCAGGCGAACAUCACCAACUCACGCGGGCGGAGCACGUGAAGAUGGCACAAAGAGGAGCGAAAAGGCCGAAACGGCCGUGUUUCACAUUGUUGAGCACACAACUCUGGUUGAUCCAGAUAGCCAGCUGCCGCACUAUGGUGGUGAGACGGGCACAUACGUGACCAGGGCCACAUCUCCCAGUCUGCCGUGCAUACGCCAACAUGCUUACCUGGGCAAGAGACUAGCAGGCCUGCAGCUGGAGAAACGCGAGAGACUGCCGCCGAUUUUCAACGGCCUGCGCGCGUACGUCAGCGGUUACCUUCUGGUUCUGGACGUGUCACGGUGUGUGGAGGAAAUCCAACAGCAGCUUAGUAUGUUGCUCGACAUGCUGCUAAGCAUUCGAACACAACGGCUGCCGCAUCGAGUGGCUCUGGUGCUGACUAAAUGCGACGCAGUGUCCACGCAGAGGCUGGCCGAAAUCAAAUCCACCAUCACGGGACCACUGUCGUCGGUUGUCACGUUUGAAGUGUCGGCGCGGAAAGGCGUCGGCGUGGACGCGCCGUUCUUCUACGUGUUCCACUCUGCGCGCAGUCCCACCUGCCUGGACCCUACCGAGUGGCAGGUGCCGUACGAGAUGUCGGCUGAAGCUCGCCGUCUGAUCUCGCAGCACCACAAGCAGCGCCUAUGCCGAAUGCUGGCUGAGACCGUGUCGUCGUUUCAAGUCACCUACGACACGUUGCUGCAGAUCACCAGGGAGUGUGGCAGCAGGACAGAUGCCGCGCAUGCAGAGCAGAUCAUCGCCGUCGUGCUAUUCCUGAUGGGCAAGAAGCAAUGCAAGGAGCUGCUCCGAGACCGACUUGUGCAGGUCAAGGCUGCUGAACUUCUUGAAGACUACAAGACACAGCUUCAGCGUGCUCUGCUGUCGCAUUCUGAUUUUGUGAAGGAUUCUGCCAGCUGCGACCUACCGGGGAUUGAUCUAUCUAAGCCGCAGCAUGUGGACAACCCCAUAACCAGUCAUCUCCCACUCACUGAAGAAGGAAAGAAGGUGCUGGACCAAGAAGGAAGAGCUUACUUCGAGUCGGCCAUGGUAGACAUGCUUGGUGUGUACUGGGACGCUCGACUGCCAGCGGCGACUGGUGCCGACGGCCUGCCAAUCAACCGUCUCACAUCGCUGCUGCUCUACAACGGAUCAGUGCAGAAGGCCAAGAUGUUCUUGCGCGUACUGACAGGCUCCUGCUUCACGUACCCAUCCCUGAGCGACUUGUCUUUCUACACAACCGCAUCACCCCACAACGGCAUGCAUACUCCGAUGAUGAAAGCCGUAUCCAUGUUCAAUAUAGCACCCAAGGCAACAACAACAACCGCAACAACAGCAGUAUCAAGCAUCUCCGCGCCAUCGUCCCAACAGCACAGCAACAGCAGCCCCUCCGCGAAGCCCGAAUCGGCAAUUUACGAAGAAGUCGGAGACCGCAGUCCACUGUUGCGUCUAGCUAAGCAGGAUAGUCCCCCGGAGCUGCCCCCGCGACAAAAGGCAAUCCCAGUGGAACGAUCCUUAUCUGUUUUCGACAUCAGCAGUGCAGUGCACGAUGGUGCAGCAGCCGGUACACAACUCAGUGAACGCCAGGAAGCACGUCAACGGCGAUUCAUGAGCGACACCACAACGAAGAAAAGGGCGAAAUCACCAGGUUUCAUCGGCAUGGCCUGGAAGAAGUCCGGCUCGGCAAGCAGCUCAAAGAUGCAGUCGCGCUGCGGCAGUGCUGAGCAGCUGUCCAUGACAAGUCCAUCGCCCCAGGCAGCAGUAGCACCCGCCUAUCCCAACUCAUCUAUGUCCAGCUUCUCCGGAAAGCAGCAGCCAUUCAACCAGAGUGAGGAAAGUCUUCUAGCGUCGCCUCCCAUGGGUCGCAGUCCCAGUUGCAGCAGCCCACUCUUCCUGAGGCCUUCGGACGCACCUAAUAUCUCACCGUGCAAUAUCACCAGACCCCACUAUCAACACUCACGAUCAAACAGCUCGCCAGCUUUCCCGCCGCUUCUGACCACCACAGUAAGCUCAGGUUUUCACACAUCGCCCACCUUGGUCCUAGCUAAUGCGCAGGAGGAGGAUGGCUACCUAGCCCCAGACGAGAUUCGAAGCAAAACGAUGGGUCACACGUCUGGAUUCGCAACACACGAGCAAGGUAGGAGUAGCUUGACCCAGUACAGUGAGCGCAGUACUGCCACUUUGCCAAGGUCACGCGUUGGAGAGAGCAUCGGAGGCACUUUACCGAGAUCAACAUCAGCUGGGUUUGUUGCGCUAAUGGCUAGCCAAGCGAGCAAUGCAGCUGCUUCAGAGCCUAGUCCAGUGCAAGGCGGUCGGCCGAGAAGCAGAAGCUUUGGUGCCAGCCUUGGCCUACAGAUCGGUAAGCCAAAGGCAAAGCGCAAUGACCAAUUUUAUCCUAUCCACUUCGAUCCUACGUCACCCAUUGGCUCUCUUGACCAACACCAGCAGCUGCAGCAGCAGCUGCAGCAGCAGCUUCAGCAGCAGCGGCAGCAGCAGAGUACUUCUGUUGCAGCGCAUCUAGACAUUGCUGGUGACAUGCCCCGAUCAGUCUCUGAGAGCUUGAAGCUUUCCAGAGGUGCGUGUAGUGCAAUGCCGCUACCGCUGGAUCUCGCCGAACUUGUGCGUGGUACUCAACCUGCCGAGAGAGAAAGACGUACUCCUCUUCGCAGGUUAUCACCAGAGGAGACUCUCACCAGCAGCGACAGCGAUGAAGACACUUUCCCACAUGAUAUUGGACGAUUGAGUCAAGGACAGGCAGAGCGAGAUGAUGAAAUCAACGAUCAGGGUGCUUUCUCCAACAUAGACCGGACCCUAAAGCGUCGCGGGAGCUUGGCAGCGUCUGCUUUCCAGCCAGUACGGAUGGAAGAUUUCCACUUUGUGCCCUUAGCAGUAGCCCCAUCCUCUCCACCUGUGUUUGAGAGAGAUGAAGAAGACGAGGAAAGCGAGUUGAACAUGCGAACGGCGGAGCAUCAUCUCGACGACAUGGCACCCAGGCCGGACAGCUGCUUGAGCAUGUCGAAGCAAGUGACCGAUGUAUGACAGACGACUGCUGAUCCACACCUUGCUCUGCACCAUUGCCGAUGAUCUGUACACUUGACCCACAACUAUGCAUGCAAGUCUGUAUAGCUAAUGAUGUGGACUAGACUGCAUAACUGUAUACCAUAUUGAUAAUAACAGCAUCCGCUGAGGAUGGUCAGGAUUUCUAUGACAUAGAGCCAGCAUUGUCGUCCUGAAAUUUGUGGACACUCUCUUCGAUCUUUACAAGUUAGAUAGAGACAUGAUGACUAUCAUGAAGAUGUGUUUGUUCAUGUGUACAGAGCGUAUCUUGAAUGCCUCCUGGCACUUGAUUCAAAGCUAUACUAUUGCUGUCUUCGCAAAGACACACAACAAUGUACAUGCAUUGUGCUUACUGAAGAUCUAUUUAUGAACAUAUUGCUAGCUUUGAAUCAUUCAUGAUGGGUGGUGCCGCUUUUCUCCUUUCUCGCCUCCUGGCACUUGAUUCAAAGCUAUACUAUUGCUGUCUUCGCAAACACACACAGCAUUCCGCUGUAACAAUGUACAGUAGGUAUCGGUUAUAGCGUGGGUGUUUGAAAAACGACUUUCUAUUCUUAUUUCAGAUAUUUCUUACACACAAUAAAUCAAGUGUGACAUAUCAUGUGCAUGUGCGCAGAGGCAGGAAGAUCAUCGUACAUGCAAUGUAGUGUUACUGUGCAUGCGGCUGGUUAUAGUCACAUAGGCUUACCAUGUGGCUAUGCAACAGGCAACAGAAGUUACAUGACCACAACAGUUGAACCUGCAGCACUCUGACCCAACGCGAGUCAGAUCGGAACUGCAUUGGACGGAUGUUAUUACUACAGGCGAUAGAUAUACUUUGUACUAAUCUGGUAUGUUUUGCUUCACAAAGUCCAUUCUUAGGACCGAUAUAUUCUACUGUACGAUAAAAUUGCUUGUAAGAAUAAAUGUGCACUUGAAAUCCAUGUUAUGAUUAUGAAAACAUGAGAGUUCAUUCUUGUAGGCAGUAUAUUCUUUUACACGACCACACUACGCACUGUACAUGCAUUGUGCUUACUGAAGAUCUAUUUACGAACAUAUUGCUAGCUUUGAAUCAUUCAUGAUGGGUGGUGCUUUUCUCCUUUCUCGCCUCCUGGCACUUGAUUCAAAGCUACACUAUUGCUGUCUUCGCAAACACACACAGCAUUCCGCUGUAACAAUGUACAUACAUUGUGCUUACUGAAGAUCUAUUUACGAACAUAUUGCUAGCUUUGAAUUAUUCAUGAUGCCAGAUGGGU